Molecule: messenger RNA, 4617 nt
Organism: Limulus polyphemus (Atlantic horseshoe crab)
Lineage: Eukaryota; Metazoa; Arthropoda; Merostomata; Xiphosura; Limulidae
Product: protein FAM135A-like
Exons: 4
Source: RefSeq, a predicted model, not a curated record
UUUCAUUGGUCAUUCUUUGGGAAAUAUAAUUAUCCGGUCAGCUCUUACCAGGCCAGAGAUGAAACCCUUCUUGGACAACCUCCAUACCUUUCUUUCUCUCUCUGGACCACACUUGGGGACAUUAUACAAUAGCAGUGGACUGGUCAACAUGGGAAUGUGGUUCAUGCAGAAAUGGAAAAAGUCUGGCUCACUUCUCCAGUUGGGGAUGAAGGAUGCUGCUGAUCUCCGGGAGACUUUUCUAUACAAACUUAGCAAGAAAUCAGGUUUGGAACAUUUCAAGAAUGUGUUACUGUUUGGUUCAUCUCAAGACCGCUAUGUUACAUCUCAUUCAGCUCGAAUUGAACUCUGUAAGUCUGCCGUCAGAGAUGCCUCUUUGCAAGGAGCGGUUUACAGGGAAAUGGUUAAAAAUAUUCUCCAACCCAUUGUGGAGAAACCCGACGUCAAUCUUGUUCGUUACGAUGUUCACCAUGCUCUGCCUAGUAAUCCCAAUUCUCUGAUUGGUCGAACUGCUCAUAUUGCUCUUCUGGACUCGGAAUUGUUCAUUGAGAAGUUUUUGGUCGUUUGUGGACUCAAGUACUUCAGUUGAGUGUGAACAACUAACGUUGUAACGUACUGUUAAGUGAUCUUUUUAACUACCAUGUGUAUAUUUGUGUACUGUAUCAUACCUUCCUUAGUUCAUAUUUAUUGACAUACAUCUGGUGAGAUCAUCGUUGUGGUUUUAUAAAGUAUCAUAGUCCAGUGUGUGUAUAUUUUGAGAAAAAAAAAACUGUUGACCUGGAUAAAAAAAUUGUUACUGAAUAUAUAGUUUAAGAUUGGAGAAAAUCCGGAAUGCGUAUUAAGUUAUUUGUAUUUAUAUCAAAAGUAUACAAAGAUAAUGAAAGUUAUUAUGAAAAACAAAUGAAUAUAAUUAGUAGUCAAAGAUUUUCUGUUUCUGUCCGUUGAGACAUGGUGUGUACAGUAGGAAGGAUAUGUUUGAUUUAGUUUGUAGACAAACAUUUAGGUUGUAAUAUGUCUGUUAAGAGAACGAGACGUUAAUCUAGAGUUGUAGAAACCUACUUAUAAACUGCAGCAUUGUGUUGUUUCCUAGUGACUCGUGAUUGUAGUCACAGUUGUAAAGAUAGAAGUUUCUCCUACUCAACAUUAAAAUGGAAUUUUUACCAAGUUUCAUAAAAUACAGUGUUCAUUUCUAAUGACAAAGUUGAAGAGACUCUGCUCCUGUUAUGUUUGUGGGGCAGUGACUUUGAAAAUGAAGUAAACUAAACGUGUUCAGUAUUCUUUGCUUUUGUAGUUUUGUUGGCAUCAAGAAAUGGCUUUUCUUUUUUUCUGUAGUUAAUCUCAUUUAACUUGGCUUUAAUUAGUACGGGCUCUUACAACUUGUCAUUUUAAGCUGUUUACAGGUUGCGUUGUCAUGUUUAAUUUGUGUUCGUUUUCGAAGCUAAUUAACCUCAUCAUUGUUUCUUUUAUGGAACACGUAAUUUGAUGCAAUAUUUUUACCAAAAAUCUAAAGGUUUUGAGAAGUAUACGUUUGUUAGUAUAGUAUGUCUGUACUGAAUUAUUUAAAAAAUGUGAAAUUUCAUCAUCAAGCGUUCAAUAGAAACACUAAAGUAUUUGACAAGUAAAGUUAAUCUAAUGUGGUGUGUUGACUUUAUAAAUUAAAAUAACUGUAAGAAAGUAAUUCCUUACCUGGCAGAUCAGAAAUUGAAAAUUAAAUAACAAGAUGAACUUUGUGAAAUAAAGUAAGGUCACAGAUGAUAAUAGCUGCUGGUCCAACCUGUAAAAUUUAGUAAGGUCACAGAUGAUAACAGCUGCUGGUCCAACCUGUAAAAUUUAGUAAGGUCACAGAUGACAAUAACUACUGUUUUUACCUGUAAAAUAUAGUAAGGUCACAGAUGAAAACAGCUGCUGGUCCAACCUGUAAAAUUUAGUAAAUUCACAGAUGAUAACAACUACUGUUCUUACCUGUAAAAUAAAGUAAGGUCACAGAUGAUAAUAGCUGCUGGUCCAACCUGUAAAAUUUAGUAAAUUUACAGAUGAUAACAACUACUGUUCUUACCUGUAAAAUAAAGUAAGGUCACAGAUGAUAAUAACAACUGUUUUUACCUGUAAAAUAAAGUAAGGUCACAGAUGAUAAUAACUACUGUUUUUACCUGUAAAAUAAAGUAAGGUCACAGAUGAUAAUAACUACUGUUUUUACCUGUAAAAUAUAGUAAGGUCACAGAUGAUAAUAGCUACUAUUACAAUCUGCAAAAUAAAGUCACAGAUGACAAUAGCUGCUGUUCCAUCCUGUAUAAUAAAGUCACAGAUGACAAUAGCUGCUGUUCCAUCCUGUAUAAUAAAGUCACAGAUGACAAUAGCUGCUGUUCCAUCCUGUAUAAUAAAGCCACAGGUGACAAUAGCUGCUGUUCCAUCCUGUAUAAUUAAGUCACAGAUGAUAAUAGCUGCUGUUCCAUCCUGUAUAAUUAAGUCACAGAUGAUAAUAGCUGCUCUUCCAACCUGUAAAAUAAAGUAAGGUCACAGAUUAUAGUCACUGGUCUAUCUUUGUAACUUUUCUAGAGAAUCUAUUUAUAUAUGUUGAUAGGUAAAUAGUCAAAGUUGAAGAAACUGUAUAAAACUGAUGACUUGUUGGAGCUUAACAACAGAGAUCAUUAUAAACUUGAGUCUUUAAUGCUGACAAUAGUUGAUACCUACUUUAAGAAAUAUUGUUUUUAACUUCAUUGAUUUUUUAAAUCAUGACUAUUUUGUUUUAAGUCUUAUCAUUCCAAUCUUAAAGGUCAUAUUGCAGAAAGUGGACUCGGGGUGUGAACACAAAUUUGUUUAUUAUAUGUGAACCAGAUGUUUCAUUGUACAAAAGAAACGGUUUCUACGAUCAUCUAAAUUUGUUACACUUUAUAUCAUUAAACAUUUCCAGGUGAUUGACGAGCUUUACCGUGCAGGAAUCAAAAAUGUGGACCUAUUUAAAACUGUAGACAACUACUGUUUGUAUGUAAUGUUUUCUAUGUUGAUUUAUAACUUAUAACAUGGCCAAAUGUUUCCUCUGUGAAGCUGUGGAAUAUCUACUGUAUCUUAUGUUUGUGUAGCUGAACUGGACCUUAAGAGAUGUGUUUUAUUCUUCUGCAUUAUUUCUAUUCUCAAUCUUGUAUAUUUUAACUUGUUUUUAAAAUUGCAAAAGUGUGUCAUAAAUAUUUAUUCAGGGAAAGUGUGUAUAUUUGGAGGGUUCUUGUUUAUCUUUGUGUAAAUUUUUGAAUGUUAAAUUUUUUUGUCAAGCAAAUUUUUUUUUUGAAUGAUUGUUCAUAAGUUACUUGAACAAAUCCUAGUUCCAAUACAUUUUCUCUAUGUCUUCCAAUAGAGACGUACCAAAAAUAGAACUUGAAUAAAAUAAAGCAGUUUACAUUAACAUAAGUCCCAGGUAAUAUAGUUUUACUCAAACUGACCAAUACAGAUGAUCCAGGGAGUAAAACCUACACUAUAACUGAUAUAAUUACACUUGAGUAAGGAAGCCAAUAUAAUAAUAGGUAGGCAAAGAAAUUAUAAGCAUAAGAAAACGUUUUAUUGAUGGUGGAACAUACUACAUGUUUCAACAGAACAUUGGUCUGUCUUCUUCAGCUAUGAUCAGUACUAAAUAUCCAUAACAUACACAUCAGUUAGUACAGUUUACUGAAGCUGACCGGUAUCUUUCACAUACACAUCAGUUAGUACAGUUUACUGAAGCUGACCGGUAUCUUUCACAUACACAUCAGUUAGUACAGUUUUACUGAAACUGACCGGUAUCCUUCACAUAUACACCAGUUAGUACAGUUUUACUGAAGCUGACCAGUAUCUUUCACAUAUAUACCAGUUAGUACAGUUUUACUGAAACUGACCAGUAUCCUUCACAUGUAUAUCAGUUUGUAUAGUUUUACUGAAACUGACCAGUAUCCUUCACAUAUUCACCAGUUUGUAUAGUUUUAUUUAAACUGACCAGUAUCCUUCACAUAUACAUUAGUUAGUACAGUUUACUGAAGCUGACCGGUAUCUUUCACAUAUACACCAGUUAGUACAGUUUACUGAAGCUGACCAGUAUCCUUCACAUAUACACCAGUUAGUACAGUUUUACUGAAACUGACCAGUAUCCUUCACAUAUACACCAGUUUGUAUAGUUUUACUGAAACUGACCAGUAUCCUUCACAUAUACACCAGUUAGUACAGUUUUACUGAAACUGACCAGUAUCCUUCACACAUACACCAGUUUGUAUGGUUUUACUGAAACUGACCAGUAUCCUUCACAUAUACAUUAGUUUGUACAGUUUUACUGAAACUGACCAGUAUCCUUCAUAUAUACACCAGUUUGUAUAGUUUUACUGAAACUGACCAGUAUCCUUCACAUAUACAUUAGUUUGUACAGUUUUACUGAAACUGACCAGUAUCCUUCACACAUACACCAGUUUGUGUAGUUUUACUGAAACUAACUAGUAUCCUUCACAUAUAUAUUAGUUUGUAUAGUUUUACUGAAACUGACCAGUAUCCUUCACAUAUAUACCAGUUAGUACAGUUUCACUGAAACUGACAAGUAUCCUUCACAUGUAUAUCAGUUUGUAUAGUUUUACUGAAACUGACCAGUAUCCUUCACAUAUAUAUUAG